AUUCUCAUAUUGCACAAUCAACUUUCCUUUCAUCGCUGUCUAACAUUUUCUUAGUACUUUGUACAACCUCAUAAAUACCUUCCGUAUUUAGCAACUAGGAGUUUCUUUAAUCCAUAUUUUAUCAAUUCAACCAGGCCAUAAUAAUCUCAUUUUUUUUGUGUUCAACAGCUCAAAAUAUGAGGAACGAGAAACAAGAUGCUCGAAGCAUAGAGAACAGAAAAAACUCAGUGAAACUCAAGUACGUCAAACUUGGUUACCACUACUUAAUCUCAAAUGCAAUGUAUCUGUUCCUUCUUCCACUCAUCAUAGCCCUAGGCCACCUCUCGCUUGAAGAUAUUGUUCAACUCUUCCAACACUUCGAGCUGGGCCUUGUCUCCGGCACUCUUGUGUGCACGGCCCUUACUGUGUGCCUCGUCACGCUCUACUUCUCAUGGCGCCCUCGCGACGUUUAUCUUCUCGACUUCUCCUGCUUCAAGCCGGAGCCCAGCCUAAUGUGCAGCCGCGAAACGUUCAUGCGGCAAACUGAGCUAGCCAACACCUUCAGCGACGAGCUUCUAGGGUUUCACCAGAAGAUCAUUGAGAGAUCAGGCUACGGACAGAAGACAUACGUGCCCAAGGCAGCACUGGAGGACCCGCCCAUAGCAACGAUGGAGAAGGCGAGGGAGGAGGUGGAGAUGGUGAUGUUUGGGGCAAUAGACGAGUUGUUGGCCAAGACAAGAGUCAAUGUCAAGGAUAUUGGGAUUUUGGUGGUCAACUGUAGCUUGUUCAAUCCUACACCAUCGCUUUCAGCCAUGGUUGUUAACCGUUACAAGCUUAGAGGGAACAUUUUGAGCUAUAGUCUUGGUGGGAUGGGAUGCAGCGCUGGCAUUAUUUCUGUUGACCUUGCCAAACGUUUGCUACAGGACCAACCGAACACGUAUGCCCUAGUGGUGAGUACGGAAAGUAUGACCCUAAACUGGUACGGCGGCACUAACAAAUCAAUGCUCAUCACCAACUGCCUGUUCCGCCUCGGCGCCGCCGCGGUCCUCCUAACAAACAAAUCCUCCGAACGCCGCCGUUCCAAAUACCAACUCAUGCACACCUUACGGACACACAAGGGCGCCGACGAUAUGAGCUAUCGCUGCGUGAUACAACAAGAAGACGACAACGGAGAAGUUGGCGUCAAGCUCUCGAGGGAUCUCCUCACGGUGGCCGGAGACGCCAUCAAGACCAAUAUUACCAUGUUAGGCCCCUUAGUCCUCCCCGUAUCGGAACAAAUCCUCUUUUUGGCUAAUCUAGUGGGGAGGAAAAUGCUUAGGAUGAAGAUCAAGCAGUACGUGCCUGAUUUCAAGCUAGCUUUUGAACAUAUUUGUAUCCACGCCGGUGGUCGAGCAGUCCUUGAUGAGAUCGAGAAGAACCUGAAUCUCACUAAAUGGCACGUUGAACCUUCUAGAAUGACCCUUUACAGGUUUGGAAACACUUCUAGUAGCUCUCUUUGGUACGAGCUGGCUUACACUGAAGCCAAAGGUAGGGUCCGGAGAGGAGAUCGGGUUUGGCAAAUUGCAUUCGGGUCGGGUUUUAAAUGCAACAGUGCAGUUUGGAAAGCAAUCCGGUCCGUCAAUCCGGACAAGGAGAAGAAUCCCUGGAUCGAUGAAAUCGACGAGUUUCCCAUUACAGUGCCAGAUGUGCAACCCGUUCUAGCCCAUUAAUUUAUAAUAAUAAUUUUUAUUAUUGCUAUAUCUAUUUUAUAGAAGAAAAGAAAGGAAGAUAUGAACACGAUGACACGAUUAAUAGUGUUUAGGGGUCUCGUCCUUCCAAAACAUGAUGGCGAUAUCAUGAUCACCACUUGGCAAUAUUAAAUUUAAGUUUUAUGUUUCCUCUUUCUUUUACUACUGUAAUUUUUAAGGUUGUCCCUGAUCAGAGGAACUCAUGUUGUUCGGACGACUAGUACUAGUAAAACAUGUGUUCCUCUAAAAAAGAAAAGUGUUUUUUUGUA
This is a messenger RNA of Humulus lupulus (European hop), 1975 nucleotides long. Its product is annotated as 3-ketoacyl-CoA synthase 11-like. The transcript has 2 exons. Gene Ontology annotation, biological process: fatty acid biosynthetic process. Gene Ontology annotation, molecular function: acyltransferase activity, transferring groups other than amino-acyl groups. Gene Ontology annotation, cellular component: membrane. The record is from RefSeq and is a predicted model, not a curated record. Bases 177 to 1688 code for a protein of 503 amino acids. Lineage: Eukaryota; Viridiplantae; Streptophyta; Magnoliopsida; Rosales; Cannabaceae.